Messenger RNA from Mercenaria mercenaria, 1023 nucleotides. RefSeq names its product glycoprotein 3-alpha-L-fucosyltransferase A-like. The annotation marks the transcript as partial. The transcript has a single exon. Gene Ontology annotation, molecular function: alpha-(1->3)-fucosyltransferase activity. Lineage: Eukaryota; Metazoa; Mollusca; Bivalvia; Venerida; Veneridae. The record is from RefSeq and is a predicted model, not a curated record. Gene Ontology annotation, cellular component: membrane.
GAUACAUUAAGCAGUUUUUACCUAAAAGAAAGCAGUACAAUUCGGAAAGGACCAGAUUUCAAAAUCACGUGGUAUAGUUUACCAAUAUUUUUGAACCUCAGACAUGAAGUAUUUAACUCUGGAUUUGAGGGAUGCAAAUACAACAACUGUAAACUGUCUUUUAAUGCGUCCGAAGCAGGACACAGUGAUGCUAUUAUUUUUCAAGGCGGUUAUCACUUUCCCCGGAGACUGAAGUUUAAGCGACGAAAUGGUCAAGUAUGGAUUUUUUAUGAGCAUGAACCACCAUACAGAUACAGGAAACAGCACUACAGCUGGAUUCCAAAAAACGCAUUUAAUUGGACAAUGACAUAUGAUAGAAGUAUUUCUGAUAUACAUUUACCUUACGGUGAAAUAACUAAUAAAUCACGCGAGGCAUACAUCAGUGAGGAUGAAUUAAUUCGGAGUAAGAAAAGAACCGCUCUAAUGAUAAUGUCUCACUGCAAUACUCCAGCCAACAGGCUAAAGUAUGUAACAAAACUAAGGAAGUUUAUUGACGUUGAUAUUCUUGGUGCAUGUGGUACUAAAUGGACCUGUGGAAUCAGAUUCAAGCACGACGAUUGUUUUAAAAUUAUAAAUCAAUACAAAUUUUUUUUAGCCUUUGAAAACUCAUUUUGUAAUAACUAUUUCUCAGAGAAAGUUUUUGACAACUUUGAUUAUGAUACAGUCAUGGUAACGCGAGGAGGAAAAAAAGGGCAGAUAAAUCAAAUACUCCCAGUUGGAACAUUUUUAUCAACAGAUGACUUUAAAAACGCUAAAGAGCUUGGAUUAUAUCUGAAAUCAAUUAAAAAUGAAACAUAUCUAAAUAUUAUCCGAAGGAAACAACAGUUUACAUCAUUUAGAAGUUAUGAAUCAGUAUUUCAGAAAGCUAUGUGUGAGAUUUGCGAAAGAAUGAAUAAUGCAGAUAUGUAUAAAAAAACAAUCGAAGAUAUCGAUAAAUGGGCAUUUUCCUCCAGCCCGUGUAGAACACCAGAUGGCUUUGAAUGA